AUGGCCAUCUCCAUCCCCAUCGAUGCGAUCACUUCGCGCUUCGGUGACCGCUUCAACAGCCUCCGCAGCACCUCUCUGAGCUCGCGAUUCGCCAACCUGCGUCCCGUCUCCGAAUUCCUCGACGUCAAGCGCGUGUCCAAGCCCGCCAACUUUGCUGAAGCUCAAAGCCGUGUCAACUACAAUCUGUCCUACUUCUCCAGCAACUAUGCCGUCGUCUUUGUUAUGCUCAGCAUCUACUGCCUGCUGACCAACCUCACCCUGCUCUUCGACAUGAUCUUCAUCGGCGGUGGUCUCUACGGAAUCGGCAUGCUCCAAGGCCGCGACCUGGACCUGGGCUUCGCCCGCUUCACAACCUCCCAGCUCUACACCGGACUGCUCGUCAUCGGCAUCCCCGUUGGUAUCUGGGCCUCACCCUUCGCCACAGGUCUGUGGCUGAUCGGUGCUACCGGUGUGACCGUCUUCGGCCACGCUGCGUUGCUGGAUAAGCCGAUCGAGAAUGCUUUUUCCGAGGAGGCGGUCUAG
Messenger RNA from Penicillium brevicompactum, 522 nucleotides. Its product is annotated as putative COPII vesicles protein Yip3. Bases 1 to 522 code for a protein of 173 amino acids. Gene Ontology annotation, cellular component: Golgi apparatus. The record is from RefSeq and is a predicted model, not a curated record. The transcript has a single exon. NCBI's taxonomy places the organism in Eukaryota, Fungi, Ascomycota, Eurotiomycetes, Eurotiales, Aspergillaceae.